Messenger RNA from Acanthamoeba castellanii str. Neff, 1092 nucleotides. RefSeq lists its product as uncharacterized. The coding region runs from base 1 to 1092 and encodes 363 amino acids. The record is from RefSeq and is a predicted model, not a curated record. The transcript has a single exon. Lineage: Eukaryota; Discosea; Longamoebia; Acanthamoebidae.
AUGGAGGGAUCCCUCCAGCAGCAGCAGCCCCACAAGCUCCACCCCCAACCCCGACACGUCGCUUCGGGUUCGUCGGGGUCCACGUCUUCGCCCGAACUGGCAGCGGCGCAGACGGAAGACGACUACUACGCGCGGGGAGGGGAGAAGAAGGGGCGGGUCAAGCAGGUCGGCAGGGGCAGGAAGCGCCACCUGGACCAGACCCAGGACGACGACACCGUCGACUACUCCUACCACCACCACCCGCGGUCCGCUUCCUCCACCUCCACUACUUCGAGUCUCUACGCGCACCCCGCAAAGUCCCCCAAGCGGCCCCGCACCUUCGACGAGCUCGAGGAGCGGGCUGCAGCCUCUGACGAGAAGCAGCAGAGCGCGGGCUCCACCGACGAAGACCACCUGGUGGUGCAGCAGUACCAGGAAAUGCCAGACCGCGAUGAAGAAGAAGAUGAAGAAGCGAGCCACCACGUAGAGGAAGAAGAAGUAGAAGAGGAAGAUUACGACGAGGUGCCCCACCCGCCGCCCCGAACCUGGGUGGCCAAGGCCGAGUGGGCGCUCGGGCGACUGGGCGGCCGGGGCACGCUGGCCGACAUCUACGCGACCAUCGAGGACGCGUUCCCCGAGGAGAUCGACGGCAAGCGCAACUGGAAGGCCGCCAUCCGCUCGUGCCUCUCCAAGAACGAGAAGAAUAAGUUCUUCAAGCCCGAGACCAUGUCGGCCGCCAAGGGCGACCACGUCUGGUGCCUCGCCGCCUCUACACCACGACGCGCCACUACCACCACCACCAAACGCGGGCGUCCCGCGGGACGAGCCCGGAAGCCGCCGAGUCGAACACAAGGCCGCCGCCGAUCCCUCGCCGAUGAGAGGAAAGCGGUGGAGGAGAAGAAGGAGAAGGAGGAGGAGGUGAAGUUUGCGGUUCCCGUGCUGCCGGCGAGACGUGAGAAGAAGAAGGAGAAGGAGGAGGAGCGCGGGCGACUGGAGACGCUCCUGCGGUGGAAGCAGCAGCUGGAGCAGGACAUCAGCCGACUGCAGGAGGAGGUCAACGAAGACGGCCUCUCGGCCGACCAGGAGGACUUCCUGAGCCAGCUGCUGGCAUGA